AGGCCAAUCCCAAUAUAUUCUUGCAAUUAAUCACACCAUUUGUAUAGUAAAGCACUAGUCCAAAGUAUGGCCAGAACUGCGGCGAGCACUGCACGGCAGUUGUUGGCGGCGAGUUUCUCCGGCAUGGUUUUCGGGUUUCUAGAAGACGGAGGUCAGGAAUUCAAGCAGAGUUACAGCAGCAGCGAUGGGAGUAGUCAAGAAAAUGAGGCAAUGUUCGAUAUCGAGGAUGAUCAUGAAGAGGCCGGAGAGGACGAAAAGGAUAAGAAGUUCUGGGACAACCAGAACCAGAUUUUAGAGGCAACGUUAUGCAGGACUAGUUCUCUAGAGACGAAGAUUAGGAGCGUGACAAAGGAAACGGUGAAGGAGUCGGGGGAGGCGGUGUGCGGUUGUGGGAAGGCGGCGAGUGGUUGCCGGAGCUGCCUUAUGAGGGAAGUUUCCGGCAGGCUUUGCAAUGCUGGUUACAACAGUGCCAUAUGCAAGUCCAAGUGGAGGAGUUCGCCGGAUAUUCCUUCAGGAGAGCACACAUUUUUGGAUGUGGUGGACAAUUCAAGCUCAAGGAAAGGAGAGGUGAGGGUGAUCAUAGAACUCAACUUCAGAGCCGAGUUUGAGAUGGCGAGAGCAAGCGACGAAUACAACACAUUGGUGCAACGACUUCCCGAAAUCUUUGUCGGCAAGGUCGAAAGACUUCAAAAUUUGAUCAAAAUUUUGUGUUCGGCUGCCAAGAAGUGUAUGAAGGAGAAGAAAAUGCACAUGGGGCCGUGGAGGAAGCAAAAGUACAUGCAAGCUAAAUGGCUUGGUGCCUGCAAGAGAACGACGUCAACACCGCCUUUGUCAAUGGGGCAAUCGGAUCAGCUGCGGCCGAGGCCGAAGGCAUCGAUGCUAACUGUUGAUUUGCUAGGAGAGAUGAUACCUAAUAUUCACUGCAAAGUGGUUGCAGUUUUGUGAUAUGUUAACAAGCGUACGUUUUGUUUAUGAUCUUUUUGCUAGCUGAUGAAGUAAUCCUUAGAAUAAAAAAAAAGUCGAAUUUCGAAUCGUAGUAUUUGCGAGUCUGUUUGCAUGUACAUAAUAUGUAUAGGAAAAAGAGUAAUCAUAUUGUCAUCCUUAAAUAAGGUUUGGUCUUAGCAGCAAUAAAUCAUCAUUUAUA
Molecule: messenger RNA, 1144 nt
Organism: Rosa chinensis
Lineage: Eukaryota; Viridiplantae; Streptophyta; Magnoliopsida; Rosales; Rosaceae
Exons: 3
Coding region: 67-945 (292 amino acids)
Source: RefSeq, a predicted model, not a curated record